Molecule: messenger RNA, 3826 nt
Organism: Cuscuta epithymum
Lineage: Eukaryota; Viridiplantae; Streptophyta; Magnoliopsida; Solanales; Convolvulaceae
Source: the annotation of a GenBank genome assembly
AAAACAUCCUGAGUCUGCCAAGAAACCCCACUUCCCUUCCUCUUUGCUCUUGAAGAGUUGAAGUCUCAUUCUGAGCAAGCACGGAGAUAUAGUCUUGUACAAAUAAGUCUCACUCUGUGAAAAAAAGCUGGGCGCGCCUAGUAAGGUUUGUGGAGCGAAUAACUUUUGAGUUUUUCACUUCUUUGAGACUUGAGAGCUAUGAAUAUAAUUCAGAAACCGCUACACGGCCGCCAUUUUUUGUCUCGCCUGACAACCUCAUGGGUUGCGAGCAAACACAUUUCUUGCUCCUCUGAUUCAUCUUCAGACACCAGUGAUCUGUGCUCCCAGACAUUGGAUUCCCAGUUGAGAUCACAUCUAUGCGCAAAGCAUUGCCCUAGUUCAUCCGCUUUAGUUGAGGCUGUGCGCCUCUUUGAGCAUGCAGUUUUUGAUUUGAGACAAUGUCCCCAUGCGUCUACAUGCAAUUUUCUUGUUGAAACUCUGGUAAAGAACAAGGCAUACGGACUUGCAUUUGAUACGUAUGGCAAAAUUACCCACACCCUUGGUUCUGCUCAUUUUAAGCAUAGUUUUUUAACUCUAGCCGCCUUGGUUGAGAUUUUCGUGCACACUCACAUGCCUGAUUUGGCCUUUUCUGUGUUUGGGUUGAUUUUUAAGCGAGGUUUUGUUAUCAAUGUGUACCUCUUCAAUAUGUUGUUGAAAGGCUUCUGUGAAAAUGGGAUGGUUCACAAGGGGGUGGAACUUUUCUGUGGGAAAAUGGUAUCCCCUGACACAGUUAGCUAUAACACCCUCAUUAAAGGGCUUUGCAAGGCGAACAAAUUGCAGGAGGCUUUGAACUUGAGGGUUGGUAUGGAAAAUGCAAACCUUACUCCCAAUGUGCUCACAUAUACUAUAUUGAUGGAUGGGCUUUUCAGGGAAGACAGGGAGGUGGAUGAAGCAAUGGGAUUGCUGGAUGAGAUGAAGAUCAAGGGUUUGGAACCUGAUGUGUUUACCUUUACCAUACUUAUAAAUGGGCUUUGCAGUAAAGGUAAUGUGAACAAAGGCAAGGAGGUGUUUAAUGAAAUGCUAGUGCAUGGGGUAUCUCCGAAUGUAGUAACAUAUACGUCUUUGAUAAAUGGCUUUUGUAAGAAGGGCCAGCUGAAAGAAACCAUGAUGAUGUUCAAUUCUAUGUUGGAGCGUGGAAUCAAGCCUGAUAUUGUCACAUUCACCAGCAUAAUAAAUGGGCUUUGCACAGGCGGAAGGGCAGACAAAGCAUUGAAGGUGUUUAAAUCGAUGCUUGCAAAGGGUGUAGUGCCUGGGAGUAUAACUUACAAUGUUCUGCUUCGUGGACUUUUUGAUAAGGGAUUAUUAACCGAUGCUUAUAAUAUCUUACAACUAAUGAUAGAGAAGGGUGAGAAACCAGACGUGGUGACCUACAAUACCAUCGUGCAGGGGUUUUGUUACAAUGGGAAGGUAGAUCAUGCCAUGGCACUGUUUAACUCAAUGUUGACAGACAAGAAGAUUUAUACUGAACCAGAUGUUAGAACAGUGACUGUUUUGGUUCAAGCACUGUGUCAAGAAAAACGCAUUGAUGAGGCUACAAAGGUUCAUAGUAAGAUGGCGGCUGAUAACAAAAAACUUGUUGAUGUGCGAACUUUCACUGUGCUCAUUGGAGCUUAUCUAAAGGAGGAACAUAGUGUUGAGCAAGCUCUGUGUAAAUGGAAGCAGAUGACUGAACUUGGUUUUAUUCCAGACUCACUUUCCUUCAGUUCCUUAAUUGAUGGAUUUUGUAAGUUAAAAAUGCUAAACAUUGCAAAGGGGAUUUUUCUAACCCUGAAGAACCGCACAGUGUUUGAUUAUAACUCAGUCAUGGCAGCUUUGUGCAAGGAAAGCAGCUUUGAACAAGCAAGGAGGUUGAUUCAGGAGAUGAUAAGUGAUGGGAAGUGUAAACCUGAUUCUGUCUCGUACAAUAUCAUAAUUGAUGCGGCUUUGGAAUCAGGAAAUUUGCAGCUUGCUGAAGAACUACUAACCCAAAUGCUUCAAAGGGGUUUGAACCCCGAUGCUUUCACCUUUUCUAUACUAAUAAGUAGGUUUUCAAACCUAGGACAGAUUGAGGUGGCUAAGAAAUUGUUUGACAAAAUGGUUGCAUCUGGCCUCACACCCGGCAUCCAUGUAUAUGAUUCUUUACUCAAGGGAUUUAGUCUUAAAGGCGAACCAGAUGAAAUUAUUCAUAUGCUUCACCAAAUGGCUGCUAAAGGAAUUGUUUUAGACUCUAAAAUCACUUCAACUAUUUUAAGAUGUAUUUGUGACACGUCUGAAGAUCUCAAUUUGGUAGAGCUUCUUCCAAAGUUUGCUGAGCAACAAUCAAAAGAAAUAUGUGUUCCAUGUGAUGCAUUACUGAUAAAGAUCCAAAAGAGUCUUCACAAGUGUCAGACAUGUUCAGCUUGAUUCUUAGACUUCAGUCACUUGUUCACCAUUUUCCAUCAUUUGCAAUGGAGCCAAAGAUUCAUCCUAUACCUAAAAGCACUACACUAGAGAGAGAAAAUUCUCCCGCCCAAGAGCAUGGCCUAAAAUGUAAUUUCGCAGCUCAGCAAUUCUAUGCUCACCAUUUCUCGCCCACCUCCUCGUCUUUGCCUUAUCCUCUCUUUCCUUCACCGGAUUUUUCUUCACCGAUUUCCGUGGAUCGCUUCACCCUUACCCAUACUAUAUCUAAACCCUCACCACCUUCUCUUCGACGUUUUAAGCAUUUGAAGAGCUCCAGGAGAUCCUCUGAUUCUCCGAGCCGCACUGGAAGAUGAAUUCUCUCACUCCAUCGCUUGAAUUCAUCGAGUGUGAUGUUGCAUCCUGACAAGUUAGGGCAUCCAAAUUGGCUGAUAUGAACAAAUCACAACGAUUCACUUUGCCCCCAAACCCUAUUCCAUUGGAUUUAGACACUUCAUUGAUUUGGUAUAUGUGUCAUCUCUCUUUCACAUCCGACUAUUCAAAGACUACUCACUGUUGAUGGAGGUAAUCUAUGACCGUGUGUUUGGAAUGAGGGGGCCCGGGGAGGAAUGUUAAUAAACUAUAAAGUAAAGGCAUCAUAAAGGAGGGGAGGGAUGAUCAUGAUCCACAUAGACGGUACACAUUUGCUUCUUCUCUGCUGGAGAAGAAGCAAAUACUCGCAGUAAACAAUCCAAGCAAACCCGCAAACAAGUUGCACCUUCUGCAAUGUUUUCUUCCAAAUGCUAUACCAAAGGUGCUUCUUUAUGAUAUUUCUGGUUAGAGGAGACCUAUAAUAUGAAUUGAUUUUCAGCACAAACAUCCACAAAAACUGUAGCUAAGACCUAGAUGGGUGCAAAGUAUAAGCAAGCAAAUGAUCUCAAUUGAUAAGUGCAAAGGUUGUAUGCAAUUUGCAAAUGCUGGUUCACAUUAGCACUAUCAGAGAGAAUGCUUUACUUAUUUUGUUUUUCUUAAUAUUUACUCUUUCUUUUUUCCUUAAGUUUGAUGCAUUUGCACACUUUGCAUAUUUUAGUGCUGGAAAAAACAGCAGGGAAGGGAGAGGAGUUGUUCUCAGCAAGUUAUGGUCAGUGGCUCAAUAUAUUAGGGAUAAUGUUGUGACUAUUGCGAUUCUUGAAUAAGGAGCUUUUUUAAGUGACUAGUAUUUCACCCGUGCGUUGCACGGGAUAACAAAUUACCAAAUUACUCAUGAAGAUCUUCAGUUUCCCCAAUCAACUCUAUUAAUCUGAAGUUGAUAUUCUUGACUCCGUGUAAGUAUGAAACGCACUACCAACUAUUUUAUGAAUUGUAUUUAAGCGUGUAUUUAAGAUAGUAAGCCAAAAAUAUCAAUGAAUAUGUAUAAAUAGUGAGCUAACAA